Molecule: messenger RNA, 1303 nt
Organism: Trichoderma atroviride IMI 206040
Lineage: Eukaryota; Fungi; Ascomycota; Sordariomycetes; Hypocreales; Hypocreaceae
Biological process (GO): intracellular zinc ion homeostasis
Cellular component (GO): membrane
Molecular function (GO): signaling receptor activity
Source: RefSeq, a predicted model, not a curated record
GCGAGCCUCGCGCGUUUGUCCCUCACCAUUGCAUCCGCAUCUCCAUCUACUCUGGCGGCAAUUAUCCAUUGCCCUGUCUUUCAUCUAGCAGUAAAUUCCCUGCUAUCGGCACCCUUCGCUUCGUCUCUAUUGUCAUCGUCUCCUCCUGUGCCACAUCGUCAGUUUGCGCGGCUCAGACAUCUCGGGAGAAAACCAUGUCACAAGUAGAACUCAAGAAACGGCAGGUGUCGAAAGUCAGCAUGAGCACGACGAACGAACCCAUGGACCACAUGCAGCCAAAAGCCAGCAAAACACAAACCGUAACGUGGCAGGAGAUUGCAGAAUGGCAGUUUGACAACAAGUAUAUCCUCAGAGGAUACCGACCAGAGAAGGCAGACUAUCUUGCGGUUUUUACUAGCCUUACAUUCUUACACAACGAAACCUGCAACGUAUACACUCAUCUAAUCGGCGCUUUGCUUCUGCCUCUCAUUUCGCCUAUUUUCCUACGGUUCCUUGCAGACCCUCGGUUUUUCAACGUGUCGUCCAUGGACUAUGCCAUGUUCAACGUCUACUUCUGGUGCGCGGAGACCUGCCUGGUCUUAAGCGCACUCUAUCACCUGAUGCAACCCCAUUCGCAUUCUGUAGAACAGUUCUGGCAUGGAAUGGAUCUUCUUGGUAUUGUUAUUGUGACUGUGGGCACAUUCUCUUCCGGCAUCUACUAUGUGUUCUUUUGCGAAGCAAGCUUGCAAAAGCUGCACUGGUCUAUUAUCUUGACCACAGGCACUAUUACAGGUGUCCUCAUCUCGCAUCCGCUGCUUAAAACGUCUCGCUGGCGGAAUGUAAAGGCGGGUGCCUUUGUUGUUUUUGGCUCUUCGUCUUUUAUACCAUUGCUACAUGGAGUCCAGCGAUAUGGGCUUACAUACAUGCUCCAAUACUCGGGGAUGAAAUGGUAUUUACUCGAGCUUACCUUCUAUGGCACUGGAGUCACUCUAUACGCGUUUCGAAUUCCAGAGCGUUUAUCGCCAGGUACAUUUGACAUCUGGGGAAGCUCGCACCAGAUCUUUCACAUUGCCAUUUUAUGCGCAAUGUACACACACGUAACUGCUCUGUUGCAAGGCUUCACAACCUGUCAUACACUAGAUGUGUGCUCGCUUCAAGGUGUUCAUUGAGCAAGUUGAGGCUAUAUAGAAGACUGAUGUGUACAAAUAUGGUUCUGACUCGGUUUGAGCCAGUAGCAAAGAUUUGCAUGGACGUUCCUUAUUAAAUCUAUGGAUACUCAGGAUAGACUAGGUGUUCUAGCUAGAAUCUCGAUUUGAUUUCACAG